AUGCAUAGUGUGGCGAGGGAGAAUCUUCAGGCGUAUCUACAUUCGUAUAAGUUAUCGUCGAAUGAGCCGGGAAUCAAACUAAUGCACAACUCGCAAAAAGAUGACCAACACCGGAAAGAUGUGGAAUAUUUCGCCGCGAUCAGAUCUCUACAACAUGCGAAACGAAAACCGGUGGCAUUCGCCGUGCAAGCAAUGAGAGAUUACGAUGGAAGUUUAGAUGAGAAGAGCCCGCUGAAAGACCACACAAUCUCGUUUCAGACCAAUGAUUUUAUUCAUAUUCACGCGAAAUUCAACUCCGAUUGGUGGAUCGGUCGAAUCGUCAGAUCCCACAGCGAGUUCGGUUUCGUCCCAACUGCUCGCCGCCUUGCCAACUAUAUGGUGUCAGAUGAGGAUCCAACUACAGUAACCAACUCUCAGAACACUUCUGAUCAUCCAGGACAAGAUAGAUCUCGAAGUAUAUGGGAACCCAAGUGUCCGUAUAAAGUGGUUCCUUCGAGUCGACCAAUCGUGUUCCUUGGACCAACACUUCAACAUUCUCGUCUCACUCAACUGCUUCAUUUGGCGUUGCGAGAAGAGAUUUUGAAAUAUUUUGGAAAGAAAAUCAAAUAUGUCAAGUCAGAUAUUGGAAGUGGACAACAGACAGGAGAUCGAAGAAGUGCUAGAUGGUUACGUGGAUUGAGGGAUUCGGAUUACGAUAGAGGACAGGAUGAGAAUCAAGAAGUCGAGUUGAUUAUGAGAAUGACAUCGAAAUUGCACUUGUUACUGGUUGAUUCACCACAUAUUCAUACUCCAGAUGACGUUCAACACUUGCCAUUGUCGCCUAUCUUUUUUCUUAUCAGAGUCUCUGAUAAUAAGAUCUUGGCAAAACUACUUCGCAACACGGGAACCACUCGAAUGGCGGCUGAAAUUGAAGUGGCAAAUGUUCUGAAAACAAUGAACGACGACAGAGUAGGUGGUCAUGAUGAUGAACAACUCAUCGCGAGAGGAUUCGAAAUGGUAAUCGAGGAGAAUGGUCUGAAGGAAGCUACAUGGAGAAUAAUAUCAUAUUUGGAGAAGUACAUUCAUGCUCUACAUUAUCAUCCGAGAGAAGAAGAGAAAUAA
Molecule: messenger RNA, 1101 nt
Organism: Caenorhabditis remanei
Lineage: Eukaryota; Metazoa; Nematoda; Chromadorea; Rhabditida; Rhabditidae
Exons: 6
Coding region: 1-1101 (366 amino acids)
Biological process (GO): neuromuscular junction development; regulation of voltage-gated calcium channel activity; calcium ion transmembrane transport
Cellular component (GO): voltage-gated calcium channel complex
Molecular function (GO): protein binding; high voltage-gated calcium channel activity
Source: RefSeq, a predicted model, not a curated record